UUAAGAUUCAUAAUCUCGCGCAGCUUAAUUCCCUCGCUGAAGAGAGUGGGGGUUCCGCGAUCAACUCGAUUCUUUCCGUCGAUCGUCCCCUUUUCUUUUCCCCUAGGGUUCUAGGUAUCCGGGGAUUCGCUCGAUUCCGGUCUGUUGCUAAACCCCGAGAAAGAGCUCUUCGAGUCCUUCACCCGCCGAUGGACAUCGAAGAGAAGCAGGCCGAUUUGAUCGAUUACUUCGUGAAGCAAGCCCAGAGCCUCACCGGCGCGUCGCUGGCGGGCGUUGUCGUCGACGCCACCUCUCACCCUUCUUUAUUUGCCUUCUCCGAGAUCCUCUCCGUUCCCAACGUCGCAGAGCUUCAAGGAACCGAGCAUUCAAAAUAUUUAGACCUUCUUCAGUUGUUCGCUCAUGGCACAUGGAAUGACUACAAGAGUAAUGCUGUCUCUCUUCCAAUUUUAGCACCUGAUCAAGUACGGAAGCUGAAGCAACUCAGUGUUCUUACGUUGGCAGAGACAAGCAAGGUGCUUCCUUAUGAUCAACUGAUGCAAGAACUUGAUGUUUCAAAUGUGCGGGAACUUGAGGACUUCCUUAUCAAUGAGUGCAUGUAUGCGGGUAUAGUUAGAGGAAAGCUGGAUCAGUGGCGUAGAUGCUUUGAGGUGCAAUUUGCUGCUGGGAGGGAUCUAAGACCCGCACAGCUUGAUGGCAUGAUACAAACAUUGUCGAGCUGGUUAGCAACUUCAGACAAUCUGCUAUUGACGAUCCAAGAGAAAAUCAGAUGGGCUGACACCAUGGGUGAGCUGGAGAAAAAACACCGAAAGGAGGUUGAGGAUAGGAUUGAUGAAGUAAAGAAGAACCUUAAGGUCAGAUAUGUUGGUCGAAAGCAUCUUACUUACUUGAUGGCAGAAGCUACAAACUAUAAGCAGGCCGACAUGGACUUGCGAGGCCAUGAGGAGUAUUCUGAGCCCGGAGUGAUGGACUAUGAGGAAGACCGAAGCCGACCCAAAAGGAGACGGCAGCCAUUGGUGUAGAUUACUGCUGGAUUGGUUGGGGUUUGAGGGCUCCUUUCCCGGGCGAACCAUCAGAUUGCAUUGGUGCUUUGGUUAUUUUUCUGGUGAUGCCCUUCAGGCGACAUUUUGUCCGCGGUCUUGUGCUGAGCGUGUUUUAUAUUCGGCGACGGUUUUCGUCAUUUUCAUUCUCCGACACUUUGUUAUUAGAUAAAAACUCCAAAUUAAAUAGACAUUUUUUGUUGUCA
Nymphaea colorata (pocket water lily) is the source of this 1243-nucleotide messenger RNA. Its product is annotated as COP9 signalosome complex subunit 7. NCBI's taxonomy places the organism in Eukaryota, Viridiplantae, Streptophyta, Magnoliopsida, Nymphaeales, Nymphaeaceae. The record is from RefSeq and is a predicted model, not a curated record. The coding region runs from base 189 to 1019 and encodes 276 amino acids. Gene Ontology annotation, cellular component: COP9 signalosome. The transcript has 9 exons.